Molecule: messenger RNA, 2334 nt
Organism: Fusarium keratoplasticum
Lineage: Eukaryota; Fungi; Ascomycota; Sordariomycetes; Hypocreales; Nectriaceae
Exons: 9
Coding region: 1-2334 (777 amino acids)
Source: RefSeq, a predicted model, not a curated record
AUGCAGACAUCUGCAUCGUUUCCUUCUGCCCUAGGCAGUCGGAUUUCCGACCUCUUUCGAGGUCAUCAAUCCGAUACACGCUAUCCUGAACCCAAAGACAACACCAACAUGCUGUCUCACACCCUCAAGGCCGCCAAGGCUGACCUGCGAAAGCGAUUUACGCUCUCGAAGGGUAAGUCUUGGACUCGUCCUGAUGAGUCAGAGCCUUUGGUCUCUUCUGAAGACACCAUUUCUCCCAAGCCUGCAAAGCGCUCGCUGUUGAACACUCUGUUUGACACAAAGACCGGCCGGAAGCUCCACAAGCGGUCGCGCUCGGAUCCUACUUCCAAGAGCGAUUCUACCGGCCAGCUUCCUGGCCUCGAGCUGGUUCUGCAACCCUACGAAGAUGCCAGGGUCUUCAGCGUCGGAACCAACCAGGCUCUGGACGCAGUGUACGAUGCCACUGUCAGCUCUCGUGAGUAUUAUAGCUGCACAAGUGGUUCAUACGACGCUUCGUACGAGGUUGAUGAGUGGUCGAUCUCUGAUCACGGCACCGUCCUGAUCCGACGCCCAGCGGGCUUCCACCCGGCUCGAUCUCCUUCGCUCAUCAGCUGUUACACUCACCACACUGUUUAUGAAGAACCUGUGACCCCGGAAUCCGAGGCUGAGUUUCCUGAGAAUGUCGCCAACAAUGAUGCCCCGAUUUCUGUCGCGAACAUCAUUUCCGACACUGAGGCUCACGACAAUGAGCCCAGCGACUACGUCCAGCAGUCGUCUGAUAAUCACAACCUCAACAUGGGAAGCCGUGACACCAACCUUGACGCGCGUUUCGUCCAGCCAGUUUCCAUGACUCAGAUCAGUCGAGUUAUGUCAAAGGUCAUCGAGGGUCGAACCAAGACCAACUUGAUCUUGCGCCCUAUCAAGGAACUUCGUCGCAAGCACCGAACCGCCUCGGGAUCUUCCAAGAAGAUCCGAAAGACUGAGCACGGCACCCGCCGAUUCUUUCUCACUGCCAACAAUGCCACUACCACACCCAUUGUCGAUGAACACGACGACGAGGUCCCUGGACCCGCACCUGAGAGCAUUGCUGAGUCUCAUGAAGAUGACCAGAAUGCCAAUAACAACACUCAUGUUGACGAGGAUGCCAUGAGCCACCCUCAUGCCGAUGAAGAGCCAUUCCAUCAGCUGUCUACUCAUGAGCCCAUGGACGCCGGGAGCAUUGACUCCAUCCACGAGAACUUGGCCCAAUGUGACAUGAUUCUCGCCGCGUACCAAGGCGAAUACGAUCAACUCGAACGUACUUCAACACACACCUCUGAUCUCUGCGACACACUAGAUCCUAACGACGCCGAUUCUCGCUCUGAGCCUGAACAACCCCAAUUCACUGAGGAGAUGGCGGCCCUUGAGUCGUGGGCGCAGGCCUCGACUCACUGGGGAGAUCCCAACAUCGGCCCCGACACUGUUCGACAGGUGAGAGACGCUUCCUGGCAACCAACCCAAGCCCUCCUUUUGAAUAGAUUUCUAACUCGUCGGCUGCAGGGAUUCAAGGGGCAUCUCGAAGCUCUGAAGCGCACACAGUCGUCCGACGCCAAGGGUGAAAACAUCAAAGUUACCCCCUCCAUCAAGAUCAACGCUCAGUCCGGCCUUCCUGAGAGCCAUCAGUCUUCUACCUUUGUCCACUCGUGGGUCCAAGACAAUCUUGACCGUCAUACCGGCACGAAGCCCACCGACGCUCCAUACGAUCCCAUACACCCACACCCUGAGCAGGAAGCUCGUUACACUCACAACAUUGACCACGACGAGGAUGGCCCCAUGGAUUUUAGCCGAGCAAGUCUUCCUCAACCCCCUCCCCACGAUGGAUCCCAACUAACUGCCCGCCACAUUGCUGGCCGCCAUCCCCACGAGGCUGUGGACGAUUAUUGCAGGCUCGCACUCUUUCUCAAGGCAAGAAAUGAAGAGGAGAGCAGACUUGAGCGCGACCUCGAUCAGGCACGAGAACGGAUCGAUGCCCGCGGCGCUCAGCUCGAACGCUUCUGCGCUCUCGCCCGCCAGCUCGAGGAGCAGAACGAGGCAAAGGCAGCCAGCCAGCGUCGAGCAAUUUAUCGAAAGGUCUCGCAGAUCAUCAAGACCCUCGAAGCGGAUGUUGACCAGGCCAUGACUCGCUGCGUGGAAAAGCGCGAGCACUACCGCGAACUUCUCUACCGCGAGAAGGCACUCGUGGAGGCGGUCCAGGAUGAGGCGCGACACCUCGGCCUUGGGAACCACACCCCCAACGAGCUCGAAUGGGCAGUUGAACAACUGGUCGCUGGUGACAGCCUCGAGUAUGUCGAGGAUGCUCUCAACUCUUGUUUCUGA